AUGCCCAACUCCGAUUCUAACGCCGACGAGGCGCUGGCGGCCAUGGGAUACAAGAGCGAGUUGCCCAGAAAGCUCAGCAUGCUCAGUGUCCUUGGCCUGUCGUUUGCCAUAAUGGCCGCUCCCUACGGGCUCUCGACGACUCUCUAUAUCACCCUAGAUGACGGUCUGUCUGUUACUAUUAUCUGGGGCUGGGUCUUCGUCACCCUUAUAUCCAUCGCCAUUGCGGCGUCACUCGCCGAGAUCUGUGCAGUAUAUCCGACCGCCGGCGGUGUGUACUACUGGAGUGCCAUGCUGUCAACUCGACGCUGGGCGCCGCUAAUGUCCUUUAUCGACGGGUGGCUAACGCUCGUGGGUAACUGGACUGUGACACUCAGCAUUAUUUUCGGGGGCGGGCAGAUGAUUCUCAGCGCAAUUAGUCUCUGGGACGAAGACUUUGUCGCAAACGAAUGGCAGACUGUGCUUAUGUUCUGGGCCGUGCUACUGGUCUGUGCGUUGGUCAAUGUCUUCUUUUCGUCCUAUCUCGACUUGAUCAAUAAAAUCUGCAUUUUCUGGACCGCCGCUAGUGUCCUCAUCAUCCUCGUUACCCUCUUGAGUAUGGCCGACGACCUGCAAAGCGGCAGGUUUGUUUUCGCAGAAUAUGACACGUCGAACAGUGGGUGGCCGGAAGGCUGGGCCUUCUUCGUGGGUUUGCUGCAGGCGGCGUAUACACUCACGGGGUACGGGAUGGUGGCCGCAAUGUGUGAGGAAGUUCAGAACCCACACCGCGAGGUUCCCAAGGCCAUUGUGCUAUCUGUCAUUGCGGCUGGGAUUACAGGACUGGCUUACCUGAUUCCAGUGCUCUUCGUCCUGCCAAAGCAACUGGAUAUUCUACGCAAUGUUGCCAGCGGACAGCCGAUUGGAACUGUUUUCAAGAUGGCAACGGGGUCCGCGGGCGGCGGCUUUGGUCUGCUGUUUCUGAUCCUGGGAAUCAUGAUAUUCGCGGGUAUUGGGUCAUUAACAGCUGCUAGUCGCUGCACGUAUGCCUUUGCGCGGGAUGGUGCUAUCCCGGGCUUCAAGUUAUGGCGCCGGGUGAAUAAGAAGCUAGAUGUGCCCGUAUGGGCUGUUAUUCUGUCUGCUUCUGUUGAUGCGCUCCUAGGCCUGAUUUAUUUUGGCUCCACUGCGGCUUUUAACUCCUUUACCGGUGUUGCUACCAUCUGCCUAUCCAUAUCAUAUGGCUUGCCUAUCAUGAUAUCCCUUAUACGAGGUCGCCAGGAUGUCAAACGCUCUUCAUUCUCCCUGGGCCCGCUAGGAUAUAUUGUUAAUAUGAUCAGCAUCUGCUGGAUCCUCUUAGCAGUGGUGCUCUUCAGCAUGCCAUAUACUCUGCCUGUGACCCCUUCGUCCAUGAACUAUGCCAGCGUGGUGUUCGCCGCGUUUGCAUUGAUCAGUAUCAUCUGGUACUUCGUCUACGCCCGCAAGCACUUUACCGGUCCGCCGGUGAACAAGGAGCAAGCGAUUCCAACCACGGGCGUUAUGACGGGCACCGCGGUGGAUCCUGAGUACGAGCUAUCGGAGACAGAAAUGAAGAAGAUAUCCAUGUAG
This is a messenger RNA of Aspergillus versicolor CBS 583.65, 1578 nucleotides long. RefSeq lists its product as uncharacterized. The transcript has a single exon. Bases 1 to 1578 code for a protein of 525 amino acids. Gene Ontology annotation, cellular component: membrane. The record is from RefSeq and is a predicted model, not a curated record. Gene Ontology annotation, molecular function: transmembrane transporter activity. NCBI's taxonomy places the organism in Eukaryota, Fungi, Ascomycota, Eurotiomycetes, Eurotiales, Aspergillaceae. Gene Ontology annotation, biological process: transmembrane transport.